Molecule: messenger RNA, 415 nt
Organism: Emys orbicularis (European pond turtle)
Lineage: Eukaryota; Metazoa; Chordata; Testudines; Emydidae
Gene: C24H19orf25
Product: chromosome 24 C19orf25 homolog
Exons: 3
Coding region: 78-410 (110 amino acids)
Source: RefSeq, a predicted model, not a curated record
GGGGGGAGGGGAAAAGAACGGGAGCGGGGAUAUGGGGACUGGAGCGAGGGGAUGCCCGUUUAUGAGACGGGAGAGUUAUGAGCUCGAAAGGCAAGAAGCGGGUGGUUCUGCCGAGCCGGCCUGAACCACCCAGCGUGGAACAGAUCCUUGAGGACGUCAGGAGCACCCAGCCAUCCGAUCCCAUGUUUGUCCUUCUAGCAGAGUCCAGUAAAGACUUGCCAGCCCCUAGGAAGAAGGAGGAGUCUGAAGUGAAGAGCGAGCGCCUGUACCAGCAGAGUCAUUCUUACGUAGAGAUGAACCAGCGGCUGCAGAAGGCCUGCAGUCUGCUGAAGGCGAAGUGUGAAGAGCUGAAGCAGGCGGGCGCGACUUUGGAACAGAAUAUCGUGGAAAUUAAGGAAAAGGCCUUGUGAGGUUG